AUGGCCUACUAUGAAAAAUGCAUUGAGAUUGUGAUAAAGCAGCUUGACAAAUUUAAGCCUGAGAAGGACAAUCCUGAGCAGUUUGUGGAGACAGCAUUCACCUCCUUACAGCAGACUCUGAGCCCGCAGAAGCUUGGGUUUAUUUCGGAGGUUCUGUCUGGCUGCCUUGAAUACCACAAGUUACUGACCAUCGUGGUGGAUGCCUUCUACGCACGGGAUGGCCAGACCUGCCUGUGGUCCGACUACAACCUCUUUGAGGUGAUCUGCUACCUGGCCACCUUCCAGCUGGAGGAUCUUGGCUUCCAGCUUUUCUGCAGCAUCAUCAAGUCUCAGCCUGUUCGUAAGAUGUGCAAGUUCCUCAGAUUCUUCUUUAACCCCUUGAACCUGAGCUCAUGGAUCAAAGACGAGUGGAGCCUCAUCUACGAAACGGCCCAUGUGAUGGAGAACUGGAUUGACCCUCUACUGAGAUGGCAGCCAGAGGUCCAGGAGCUGAUCAAACAACUGGAGGGAGUACCAACCGAUCAAAUUCCUGUCUUGAAGACCAAGGCCAAAGUCACGGUGCCCAAGGAAUUCAACCUGACUGUCCCAAGGCCCCGCGCCAUUACAAUGCCUGAGCCUGUCCCCACCAUGGACAAGCCGAGACCUGUCCCUCAGAGUACCUAUAAGGAGCCUAAGGAGCAGAAGCUUCUGCAGAUCAUCAAGACAUACAACCGCCGGACAGCUGAGGAGCUGCUGCUGAAAGCCAACAUGGAAGAGCUACAGUGUGCCAUGCCCCGGGCGCAGAGGGAGCCACCAGAACAGGACGCGGAGAAGCAGCUGUGGCAUCAGUCUGUACCCCGCAUUCGCAGGACUCCAAAUCUGACCUUCUACAAGCCUAACAACCUCCCGGUCAAGCUGAACACAGCCACCAUCCUUCGAGAAGGGGCUUUAUACCAGCGGCAGGUGGAGAAGGAGCUGCAGAGAGUUGAUAAACUUGUGGAUGGGGCUGGGGACUUCUCUGAGUUCCUUAAGUGGCAGAAGAAGAUGCAGACACAGGACCUAGAGGAGCAACUGGCUGCAGGCGAGUGCCGGCGGCUUCAGGGAAAGCUGAGCCACGAGGAGGCCAUCUUGGCUCGGCAGAACCUCAUGCAGGAAAACAAGCAGAAGGCUGACCGGCAGAAGGAAGAGACAGCUGAGCUAAUGCUGCAGUGUGCUGAGAGGCGUUUCCAGGAGGAGAAGGCCAUGAAAGAGCUGGUGGAGCAGGUCACAGAAGCACAGAAGAAUGUCAAGAUAGUCCAGACGAAGCUCGUGAAGGGCCGGCAGCAGAUAGUUCAGGAGGUGAUAGAGGAGAGCCGGGAGUUGCUGCAGCGUAGCGCGAAGGAAGCCAAAGAGGAACAGAAGCGUCGGUAUGAGCUCAUUGCUCACCUUCGCGCGAUGGAGACACAGCCCACACGCAAGGGGAAGCUGGUGGACCUUACCCAGAUCCCAGGCUAUGGUCUGGAAGGUGAGAUGUCUGUUGUGGAACUUCGAGAACGGCUGGCUAUGCUCAAGGAGACCCAGAAACGAGAGCAAGAGGAGAAGCGGGAUCAAAUCAUCCAGGACAAACGAGCCAAAAGCCAAAUGAUACAGAACACAGUGGAGCAGAUCUCACUGUGCCGAGCAGCCAUGGGCAGGACCGCAGCCUUGAGGUGGGAGGAAAAGAAGGCCCAGGCUACAAGCCCCGGGACACCCUCCCAGGAUGAGCGUGUGCUGGAGCUGAAGCGUAAAAUGGAGGCGAGGGCUGCUGAACGCCGCAGGCAGACAGCACCGCAGCUCGGGUCAACGCCCCGCGCCCUACGUCCAAAUCAGCGGGCGCAGGAGGAGAUGCAGCACUGGCUGGAGCUCGACCAGAGUCGUGAGCGCAGGCUGCGGGCAAGGCAAGAGGCAAAUCGCACCUGCCACGCUACCCAUCACCUAGAGGCCUCCUGA
This is a messenger RNA of Mus pahari (shrew mouse), 1947 nucleotides long. It is a transcript of the gene Cfap99, whose product is annotated as cilia and flagella associated protein 99. The coding region runs from base 1 to 1947 and encodes 648 amino acids. NCBI's taxonomy places the organism in Eukaryota, Metazoa, Chordata, Mammalia, Rodentia, Muridae. The record is from RefSeq and is a predicted model, not a curated record. The transcript has 15 exons.